Candidozyma auris is the source of this 2088-nucleotide messenger RNA. It is a transcript of the gene CDC5, whose product is annotated as polo kinase CDC5. Gene Ontology annotation, cellular component: spindle pole body; spindle pole; nucleus. Lineage: Eukaryota; Fungi; Ascomycota; Pichiomycetes; Serinales; Metschnikowiaceae. The record is from RefSeq and is a predicted model, not a curated record. Gene Ontology annotation, molecular function: ATP binding; protein kinase activity; protein binding. The coding region runs from base 1 to 2088 and encodes 695 amino acids. Gene Ontology annotation, biological process: regulation of protein localization to mitotic spindle pole body; protein phosphorylation; mitotic cell cycle. The transcript has a single exon.
AUGAGCAUCAGGUCCCAGCCCUUGCAACCGCUCAACAACGGCGUUCUUAACAAGGCCACCAACUUGACCCCAGUCAAAACCCUGAGAAGGAAAGAAUACGACCUAUACCACAACCAGAACUACCACAGGGACAACCAGCAGCAGCAACACAAUAUUCAAGCUCACGUACACCAUCAAGUUCAUCAUGUUCCCUCCAAUUUAGAGGCCCACGCCCACCAGCAACAAGAGAAGCCCAAGAAGAAGAAAGAGAAGCUCUCAGCACUUUGUAAGACACCACCAUCGAUUGUAAGAACAAGAAGCGGCAUUGACUACCGCCGAGGCAACUUUUUGGGCGAAGGUGGGUUUGCCCGUUGUUUCCAGAUGAGAGAUGCUCUGGGCAAGAUCUAUGCCGCCAAAACGGUAGCCAAGGCGCUGAUCAAGAACGAAAAGACAAAGACUAAGCUCUUGCUGGAAAUCAAGAUCCAUAAGUCGCUUAAACACUUCAACAUCGUCAAUUUCGUCGACUGCUUCGAGGACGACGUCAAUGUCUACAUCCUAUUGGAGAUUUGUCCCAAUCAAUCGCUCAUGGAGCUCUUGAAGACUAGAAAAAGAGUCUCAGAGCCCGAGGUGCGUUAUUUCAUGGUCCAGAUCAUUGGCGCAGUCAAGUACUUGCAUUCUCGUCGUGUGAUUCACAGGGAUUUGAAGCUCGGAAACAUCUUUUUCGAUCCAGACAUGAAUUUGAAAAUUGGUGAUUUCGGAUUGGCCUCGGUAUUGCCCAGCGUCGACUCCAGAAAGUACACCAUCUGCGGCACCCCUAAUUACAUCGCUCCCGAGGUGCUCGGAGGUAAAACCACGGGACACUCUUUUGAAGUCGAUAUCUGGGCCAUUGGUAUCAUGAUGUACGCUUUGCUCAUUGGCAAGCCCCCUUUCCAAGCUAAAGACGUGAAUGUCAUCUACGAGCGCAUCAAGAAAACAGAUUAUACUUUCCCGCCUGACAAGAAAAUCUCCGACGAGGCCAAGCAGUUGAUUCAGGAUUUGUUGAGUUUAAAUCCAUUGAACAGACCGUCCAUCCAUGAGAUUUUGGAUUAUCCUUGGUUCAAGGGACCAUUCCCCUCCAAAACCACUGAGGACGCCUUGACGGCCACUCCUCAUGGUAUGGGAGAGCUCUCUCGUGCUCAGAGUGCCCUCAAUUUUGCUAAUGCCAAAACUAGAGCUGGAAUCUACACGCCCAAGUCGAAGAACCCAGUGGAGAUCUUAAAACUGGACUUACAAUCCGACCAACCUCGCACUGUCUUGCCUCAAUCGUUGUCUCCUGGUGACACCCGCCUUAAAUAUCAGGAGAUAUCUGUGCCUACAAACUUAAUGAGUGCCCCAAGAAGUACCAUGAGAAAGUUCAACUUUCACUCAAAGUUCAACAAAACUAUUCCGAAGUUGGACCUCUGUCUUCAGGAGACAGCUAAUACCAUUCGCCGCCUAAUGGAGGUGACUAGAGAGAGAACUAUGUCGGAUUUGGAUGUGAGAGAGCUCCCUACAUGCGAGAACCCAACUCUCAUCUCUAAAUGGGUCGACUACUCUAACAAAUACGGUUUCUCAUACCAGUUAAAUAAUGACGACAUUGGUGUUCUUUUCAACGACGAGAACACUAUUCUUAAACUUCACGAUAGUGAAUCAUUCUUUGAAUUGAUUUAUCACGAGAAUGAAGGCUGGGCAUGCAUCGAAAGCUCAGUGUCCAACCCUCCCACACAGGCAAAGAGACAGCUUGAAAUUGUUGAUUUCUUCGCCAAAUACAUGAACACCAGCUUGUCAAAAGUCAGUGAAAAUGAACUGCGCAAGGAGGUUGUUUUCUUAAGGCGAUACACAAGGAACAGCGAUUACAUCAUGUUUGAGAUGACCAACGGAAACUUCCAAUUCAAUUUCAAAGACCACCACAAGCUUUGCAUAUCUAAGAACGGGCUCGCUGUAUCGCACGUUCUGCCUAAUAGAGUGAUCCAAACGCACCCACUAGUGCUAGUGUUGAAGCAGGGUAACUUUCCUCUGACAGAGAUGCCACAUUGUUUGGAGAAGAUAGCCAUGAUCGAAAAAGCCAUGAGGGACAAGAUUCCCAAGUAA